Molecule: messenger RNA, 609 nt
Organism: Rotaria sp. Silwood2
Lineage: Eukaryota; Metazoa; Rotifera; Eurotatoria; Philodinida; Philodinidae
Source: the annotation of a GenBank genome assembly
AUGGAUGUUGAAUAUAGUAUGAAGUUAACUCAAUUAUUUUCAUGUAAUGAAUCGGUUUACAAAGAUGGUGUUACUUAUUUUUUCUGUAGUGCUUGUAAAAUAGUAAUAAAAGAUGAAUUUUAUUUACGUGCUGGUUCAAAAAUUUAUCAUGAAUCAUGUUUACAAUGUGCUAUCUGUCAAAUAUCACUUAAUGAACGAUCAACAUGUUUUCUACGAGGUGUACAUAUUUUAUGUCCAAAGGAUUAUUAUAAAUAUUUUGUUAAUAAAUGUCCAAAAUGUGAUCGUUUUAUUUAUCCAAAUGAUUGGGUUCGACGCGCAUGUGAAUAUGUUUAUCAUUUAACUUGUUUUGCAUGUUAUACAUGUGGACGACAAUUAUCAACAGAUGAAGAAUAUGCUUUAAAAAAUGAUCAUAUUUUAUGUAAAAAUCAUGUUAUUGAAACAAAUCAAAACAAAUAUGAUGCAGCUAAUAAACAAAAUGAAAUCAAACGAAUUCGAACAGCAUUUACGAUAGAACAAUUACAUAUUUUACAAAAUAAUUUUACAACUGAUCCGAAUCCAGAUGGACAAGAUUUGGAAUGGAUUUCACAGAUUGCAGGUAUCAAGAAAUGA